UGUGAUACUUAGAGGCAUCUGACAACGCUAAACUGGAAACGUGGAGUCAGAGUGUGUACAGUAGGCGGUGCUUGAGUCAAUAAAUAAAUAGGCUUACAAGAAAUCCUCUCUAAACUGACUGGUCGUAGACAAUACACCAUAAAGGAAUACACGGGCAGAGAAAAUUUGACAAAAUGUGGAAUAGGAUAUUUUUUUGUGGACUGGUUGUCUGUCUCAUCUGCCUCACUGACCAGACUCAGGGCCAGAAAGCACCUUUAGUUGUUCAAGGGACAGAUUGCACACAGAUUAAAACUCUCUCCCCUCGAGCCACCAGUGGAGUGUAUGUCAUUCAACCUGCAGGAGUCAGAUUCCCCUUUAAGGUGUAUUGUGAGAUGCUGGUGGACGGAGGCUGGACAGUCUUUCAAAGGCGCACCGGAGCAGAGGUUCUUUUCAACAGGAAGUGGGCAGUGUACAAACAAGGCUUUGGGCAUAUACGGAAGGACCACUGGCUGGGUCUGAGUAAGGUGUUUGCUCUAACAAAGGGCAGAGGGCGAAGAUCGACCAUGCGGGUCGACCUGUGGGACUUUGAAGGGAGCACUGCCUUCGCUGAGUACAGUGACUUCCGUCUGGGCACGGAGAAGGAGGCCUAUAAGCUGAACGUUGGAGCCUACAGGGGCAACGCAGGUGACGCCAUCCGUGGGAAAUACGCCGGCAUUGACCAAAAUGGCUUUGGCUUCAGCACAAACGACAAGGACAAUGAUGGCUGCUCGCCCUGCAUCUUUGGCGACAUCGCCGAGAACACGUGCAGCUUCUCGGAGGGAGGAGGAGGGUGGUGGUACAGUCGCUGUGGCUCUGCCAGCCUAAACGGAGACUGGCACCCCGCCGGCGAACACAUCGGCUGGGCCUCCGGCCUCCACUGGGAGACCUGGAAAGGACCUGCCCCAUACUCGGCCCGAGCGAGCCGCAUGAUGAUUAAGUCUGUGUGAGGCCAUGUCUCAAUACAUCUGAAAUGGUUUCCUAGGCCUGUCUCCUUUGCUUUAUGACCACCGGUCUGCGCCACGUUAGUGGGCAUGUGUAGAGGAAACCAUUGAAAUAACUGGAACACACACAGCUAUGUGUUCCAUGGAGUGAUGCCUGCAUAUUGUGCCAUAUUGCUUCGCUUGAAUGGUCUGUUUAUUAGGGUCUGUUGUGCAAUCAACACACUGUAUUUGUUUUUCCCAUUCGCUUUGUUGUAUUAUAUCAUGGUGCAUAAAUCAGAGCCAACAUGUAAGUGACAGAAAUAGAAAAUAUCAAUUUUUUUACCCUCUAAAGUCUACCAUGAGUUAUGUUUUCAGUGAAGAGAAAAUACCAUGUGAAAGUUUUAUUUGUUACACUGCAACAAUUCUACAUCCAACUUCUGAAGUUUCAUCACAUAGUUUGACUAUUUAUAUUGUAGAAUGUUGAUAUUGCACGCAUUUUUAAAUAAAAUACAUUUUUGAACAUU
Molecule: messenger RNA, 1462 nt
Organism: Salvelinus sp. IW2-2015
Lineage: Eukaryota; Metazoa; Chordata; Actinopteri; Salmoniformes; Salmonidae
Product: angiopoietin-related protein 5
Source: RefSeq, a predicted model, not a curated record